UUUAAGGGGCAAAAGUAUAUAUUCUAACAAUGAAAUUCAAUCAUUUUUUUGAAAAGUUUUGCAGCGUGAUAGACGGUGGUGUUUUAUUAGUUGCACCCAAGCAGACAGUGUAAGUGGAACCGCUGGGACCUUCCGAGGACUACUGCUCCCAUACUGCAUGAUUAAACAGACGACCUGCAAGUGGAGUUAAACACAAUAGUUGGUUUCCUGUAGAUUCGGCUACAAUGCUCCUGCAUUUAUUGUUACUACUUGUCCUUGUAAAAGACUCUUCGGAAGGUGAUGGAUUAUGUGAAAAUGUCACAUUAUCUGAGAAGAAGAAAAGAAUUAUGAACAUUUUGGCUUGCUGGGAUGAAAAUCAUAUUGAGGAUCAGUUUAGGCCUCCAAGUACCCCUGGCUAUACAUAUGGAAGCUGUAAGGAGAUCAAGCUGUAUGACAACAAUGCUCAAGAUGGCAUUUAUACAUUGAGCACUAAGAAUGGAAUGAUCUAUCAAACAUUCUGUGACAUGAGCACAAACGGAGGGGGUUGGACGUUGGUGGCCAGCAUUCAUGAGAACUACAUACAAGGCAAGUGCACAUCCGGAGAUCGCUGGAGCAGUCAAACAGGCAACAAUGCAAACAACCCUGCAGGAGAGGGCAAUUGGGCAAAUUAUGCCACAUUUGGACUGCCGGAAGGAGCAACUAGUGAUGACUACAAGAACCCUGGAUAUUAUGACAUCAAAGCUAAAAAUGUGGCUGUGUGGCAUGUGCCGAACAAUACACCUCUGAAGCUUUGGAAGAGCUCUUCUUAUUUAAGAUAUCGAACAGACAACGACUUUCUAAAGGAUGAAGGAGAGAACCUCUUCCAUUUGUAUACAAAAUACCCAGUGAAAUACAAUGUUGGAAGCUGCCCAAAAGACAAUGGACCAGCCAUACCUAUUAUUUAUGACCUUGGAAAUCCUGAGCAGACAUCACACUUAUACUCACCAAACGGAAGAAAUGAACUAAUUCCUGGCUUUAUCCAGUUCCGUGCAUUGAACCAUGAGAAAGCUGCCCUGGCUUUGUGUUCUGGGGUAAAAAUGUCUGGCUGCAAUGCAGAAGUGAACUGCAUUGGAGGAGGAUACAUCCCCGAGGGGAACCCUAGACAGUGUGGAGACUUUUCUGCGAUGGACUGGGAUGGCUACGGGACCCAUGUCGGCUGGAGUUCCAGUAAACUACUGAUAGAAUCUGCUGUUAUGUUAUUUUACCGUUAAAAGGAUACUGUCAUGGGAAAAAAAAUGUUUUUCAAAAUGA
Molecule: messenger RNA, 1269 nt
Organism: Xenopus laevis (African clawed frog)
Lineage: Eukaryota; Metazoa; Chordata; Amphibia; Anura; Pipidae
Gene: itln1al.S
Product: intelectin-1-like
Exons: 8
Coding region: 225-1229 (334 amino acids)
Source: RefSeq, a predicted model, not a curated record